AUGGCUUCAACAAUCGCAGUCGCAGUAGCAGGGGCUGUCUUUUACAUAUUAUAUUCCAAUGUUUCGGGAUUCUUGAAGAACCUCGCUGCGGCCAAGAGGUCUGGUCUUCCUUAUAUCAUUGUACCGGUCAAUAUUUAUAACUCAGCAUGGCUGAUGACCCAUAAGAUCUGGGUGCGAUUUUUCUCGUGGCUACCAGCGUCGUGGUCCGAGAAAUGGCUUCCUUAUUUAAUACCAGACUGGGUCUGGGACGAUCAAUUCGAACCAUUUGAGCAGAAAGGCGACGUGUUUCUACAGGUCUCUCCAGGCUCAGUGCAGGUAUGGCUCGCAAACGCUGAAGCACUCCACCAAGUCACAUCGCGCCGCGAGGCCUUUCCGAAACCUCUUGAAUCAUACCGUAUCCUCGACAUCUUUGGCCGAAAUAUAAUCACCACCGAAGGAGCAGAAUGGAAGCAGCAUAGAAAGAUCACAGCUCCGGGGUUCAAUGAGAAGAAUAAUGUGCUAGUGUUCGCGGAGUCAAUCAAGCAGGCACAAGGAAUGCUAUUGAAAUGGUCGGGGUCGGGGGGAAAAACUUUGAAUGAUGUGCCGACAGAUACAAUGCGAUUGACCUUGCACAUAAUCAGUCGGAUUGGCUUUGGAGUAAGCCUGCUAUGGCCUGGAGAGAAGCCGGAUGAGAAAGCGAGCACGAGAGAUGCGGUUUUUAGCAGCAAUGAGCCUCCGGAAGGCCAUACAAUGAGCUUUGAACAUGCGCUAGAGACGCUUUUAGAGAGAAUGCUCUGGGUACUGUUAACCCCAAAGUGGAUACUGAAACGCCUCCCUUUCGACAGUUCUUCUAAAGCCUACGAUUCUUACAUCAAUUGGAAGCUGUACAUGAGCGAACUUUUCAGUCAGAAAAUAGAAGAGGCUCGUGAAGGGCACCAGAGCGAAGGACUCGACAUCAUGGGCAUGCUCGUCCGUAGUUCAUACAGCGAUUCGAAAACCAGGAGGCUAUCACCAGGGAGUACGGAGAAGGGGGAAGUCGACAAACCAAUUCUAUCUGAUUCAGAUAUUCUGGGGAACGCAUUUGUGAUGAUCGUGGCGGGCCAUGAGACGACAGCGAAUUCAAUUCAUUUCUCGCUAAUGGAGUUGGCUAUUAAUCCCAGAGCACAACGUCUCUUGCACAAGGAGGUGCAAUCGAUUUUUGGAGACGAGCCGCCUGAGGCAUGGGACUACGAGUCGAAUAUCAAUGCUCUACUUGGAGGAGUCGUCGGUGCCGUUAUGAAUGAGCAACUACGUCUUAUGCCGCCAGUUAUUGCCAUCCCGAAACAGGUCUCGAAAGCUCAGGAUCAAGUAAUCGUUCUGGAUGGCAAGAAAAUUUUGCUUCCUGCUGGAGCGCGUAUCGCACUCAAUACUGUCGCUGUUCACAGAAAUCCAAAAUACUGGCCAACACAGCCAUCUCAGAUUUCAGAUCGUUCGAAUGAUCUGUAUGACUUCAGGCCUGAGAGAUGGCUAGUGAAGACUACAGCGGAUGGGAAGCAGCAUGUGGAUAGCGGCCUGGAGGCAGAAGGGGACGACGAAUUUGGAGGUUUCACAGGCUCGGAUACAUCUGCGUCACUUUUUCGUCCUGCUCGUGGUGCUUAUUUACCCUUUUCAGAUGGCCCUCGAUCUUGCUUGGGGAGAAGGCUCGCACAGGUGAAGGUUCUCAGCGUCCUAUCUGUUAUUUUCCAGAAGUAUUCAAUCGAGCUGGCUGUGGAUGAGUGGGCAACUGACGAGGAAGUGGCAAAGAUGACACCCGAAGAAAAGAAAGCAGUCUAUAAGAAAGCACAAGAGAAGGCGAGACAAACUAUCAGGAGGUCAACUUCGCUCAUUACGCUAAAGCUGCAUGAGGAUCCGGCCUACAUUCCUGUCCGUCUUGUUAAGAAGGGCGACGAGAGAUUUAUAAAUAUCGUCGAUUAA
Messenger RNA from Drepanopeziza brunnea f. sp. 'multigermtubi' MB_m1, 1932 nucleotides. RefSeq lists its product as uncharacterized. The record is from RefSeq and is a predicted model, not a curated record. Gene Ontology annotation, molecular function: oxidoreductase activity, acting on paired donors, with incorporation or reduction of molecular oxygen; monooxygenase activity; iron ion binding. Lineage: Eukaryota; Fungi; Ascomycota; Leotiomycetes; Helotiales; Drepanopezizaceae.